AUGAGUCUUGGCCUGGCAAGAGAUGUGCUCAACCUCCAUGAUCGUUAUGAGGAUCUCAAGCCCUCCUUCAAGAGUUCUGAAUUCUGCAAGGCUACUCACGAAGCCAAUCUGGCUGAUUUUGCAAAGCAGAAGGCAGAACUGGACCAGAUGGUGGCAGGAUACAAGGAGGCUAAGUCCACUGCAGACAAGCUGGAAAAACAGAUUGAGGAGCUGCAGAAGCAAUUGGCAGAAUGCAGGGAGGUGCAGAACAGGCUCGGGGCUGGACUGAGCUCCAAGACCAAGGCUACUUUCCUUGUGCAGAGCAUGGUUGCAGCUUCCAGGCCAGCCCUGGAGAUUGCAGAGGCUUCAAUUCAUCAGGGGGUGCUGCUUCAAAAGGAACUCUCCAUUAAGAAGACCAACUUGCAAGAAACCCUCAAGAAAUUAGGGUUUUGA
Molecule: messenger RNA, 432 nt
Organism: Prunus armeniaca (apricot)
Lineage: Eukaryota; Viridiplantae; Streptophyta; Magnoliopsida; Rosales; Rosaceae
Source: the annotation of a GenBank genome assembly